AUGAAUCUACUCGUCCCAGUCGCCCUGUUGCUUGUUAAUUGGAGCAUUGACACCACUGACCCAGAGGUGCGACAAUUUGUCAGCUACCUCUUUGUUCUGGUGCAUGCGAUCCUUUUCGCUGUGGCGAUUUAUCUGUUUGUCUGCAUUUGGGUGCGCAAUGACACCCGUAUGUUGCAGUUGCGGGACACCCCCUUGAACGAGGUCCAGCAGAUGACGGUAGCAGACUACGACUUUUCCAAGUGGCGCGUUUUGUUUUUUACGAAGUUGUUGUUACCUGUCGCGGUGGGUUACUUCGUGGCGUCACGGUGGGGGACAACCUUCCCACUGCUGCUCCAGUGCGCCGUAAACCCCAGCAUGUUGUGUCGCUUCCCUCUUUUCAAGAUUCACGUGCUGGGCAGACGGGAGGAAGGGGACCUUGUGCGCCCCUGGAAGGAUGAAUCCGUUGUGCCGGAGUGGCUGCAGCAGAUGUGGGAUACGUACCAGACAAACGAGGCGGCCACGGCCUCGACCUCGGGUUCAGCAUCAUCAAGGAACAAGAGACGGAUUUCCUAA
Molecule: messenger RNA, 552 nt
Organism: Trypanosoma rangeli
Lineage: Eukaryota; Euglenozoa; Kinetoplastea; Trypanosomatida; Trypanosomatidae
Exons: 1
Coding region: 1-552 (183 amino acids)
Biological process (GO): protein targeting to ER
Cellular component (GO): mitochondrion; endoplasmic reticulum
Source: RefSeq, a predicted model, not a curated record